This is a messenger RNA of Rotaria sp. Silwood2, 870 nucleotides long. The record is from the annotation of a GenBank genome assembly. NCBI's taxonomy places the organism in Eukaryota, Metazoa, Rotifera, Eurotatoria, Philodinida, Philodinidae.
AUGACCGUUGCUGGAGGUAACGGACGAGGCAGUGCCACUAAUCAACUCAACAACCCUUCAGGUCUCUGCAUUGAUGACGAUCAAACAGUGAUCAUUGCUGACACAUCCAAUCAUCGUAUCAUUCAAUGGAAGACGGGUGACACGAAUGGACAAGUAGUAGCUGGCGGCCAUGGCAAAGGAAAUCGAUUAGAUCAAUUGAAUUAUCCAACAGAUGUGCUGAUCAACACAAAGACGAAUAGUCUCAUUAUUUGUGAUCGCGGAAAUCAACGAGUCGUACAAUGGUCUCGUCGUAGUGUUCAAAGUCACGGACAAAUCAUCCUCGACAACAUCCGUUGUUUUGGUUUGACCAUGAAUGAUCAGAGAUAUCUCUACAUUUCUGACACUUUCAAACAUGAAGUAAGACAAUACCGAAUAGGAGACAAUAAUGGAACUGUCGUGGCUGGUGGUCAGGGACAAGGUAAUGACCUUGAUCAACUCAACUGGCCAACCAACAUCUUUGUCGAUCGACAACAGACUAUCUACGUGUCAGAUGAAGAAAAUCAUCGUGUGAUGAAAUGGAAACGAGGUGCAGCAGAUGGAAUUGUCGUCGCCGGAGGUCAAGGUUUUGGGACUGCUAUGACACAAUUGAUGCAUCCUCAUGGAGUGUCCGUCGAUACGUUGAACACCGUCUAUGUGGCAGACUCGGAUAAUCAUCGCAUAAUGCGUUGGCCAAGAGGAGCAAUACAGGGUACUGUUAUUGUAGGUGAAAAUGAUGAAGAAGAAGGAGAAAAUCAGUUGAAUUAUCCCAGAGGUUUAUCCUUUGACAGACAUGGCAAUCUCUAUGUUGUUGAUGACGGGAAUGAUCGAGUUCAACGAUUUGCUAUCGAAUAG